AUGUACAAUGCACACUGGCCUGACGAUGGCGACGACAACUACACCAUCAUACCCUCAGGAUAUCGCUUGCCCACCUCCGUUAACCCCAUCCAUCAGAAUUGGAUUGACCUGAGCGGCUAUCAAAACUUGUUAUUGCAAUAUUAUAUGAAACAUGUUCUUCCUAUUCAGUUCUCUCAUGCCGACGGGUCCGUUCACGCCAUCGUCUGGAAUCUCAUACAUUCCAGUGAUGCAGCCCAAGAGGCUGUAUAUUUACUUGCGGAUUUGCACCGCAGGAGUACCCAAGGUGGUUCGAUUGGUUACAGUGCCCCAGAAAGCCAUGAUGUGUACAGACGCAUCCAAAGGGCUAUAGAACCAGUUACGGAAGGAGACGCUUUUGCAAGUCUUUGCAUGAUCUCCUACUGCCUCAUCUCCGGCGGUCAAGGGCAAUGGCGAGCAUUCCUCGACAGUGCUUGCCGAUUUUCCCUCGACUUCCUCGAGCGGAACCCCCCUUCUCCAGCCAGUGCAUUGUCAUCCUGCACAGACAGCAUGCAGUUUAUAAUCAAGACGUCCAUGUGGCUUGACGUCCUCGCCUCAGUAACUUUGAUCCGUCGUCCCAUGUUUGAAGUACUCCGGCUGCUCAAUGAUCUGUCUGGCACUGCCCUCGUGGACGGCAGGCCGGAGCUUUCAAUGAUGAGCGUCAUGGGAUGUGAAACCCGCAACGUUAUCGCCCUCGCUGAAGUUGCUGAUCUCGCAUGCUGGAAGGAAGAUCUGGGGCGCACUGGUAGCCUCAGCGUUCCUGAGCUUGUCAGACGCGGGCAACGUAUCGAAACCAUGCUGAAGACCACCAAUAACGAUAACCCCCGCCCUGCUGACACAGGAGGACCUCGCCUACGGCGCCUCACCUCUGACGUAUUCCGCGCGUCUACCGUUGUCUAUCUCCAUUCCGUUAUAUCCGGAGACCACCCACAAUGUCCAGAGAUCAUGGACAAUGUCGCAGAAACAAUCAAGUGUCUCAGGCGCGCUGAAGACGUCAGCACAGCGAGCCAUGUCGUGCACAGUAUGAUAUUCAACAUAUGCGUCUGCGGCUGCCUAACGGAUGUCCCCCAAUUCCGCGAUUACUUCCUGCAACUCCUGCAGGAGCAGCAGAUGGAGACAGCGGGGAACUGUGCUCUGGCCUGUGAUCUCAUGAGGCGAGUUUGGACGAGCCGAGAAGGGGGGAUGCCUGUGGACUGGCGUGUAGUCAUGCGAGACAUGCUUCUUGUUUAA
This is a messenger RNA of Suillus subaureus, 1245 nucleotides long. RefSeq names its product fungal-specific transcription factor domain-containing protein. NCBI's taxonomy places the organism in Eukaryota, Fungi, Basidiomycota, Agaricomycetes, Boletales, Suillaceae. Gene Ontology annotation, molecular function: DNA-binding transcription factor activity; transcription cis-regulatory region binding. The transcript has a single exon. Gene Ontology annotation, cellular component: nucleus. The record is from RefSeq and is a predicted model, not a curated record. Gene Ontology annotation, biological process: positive regulation of transcription by RNA polymerase II. The coding region runs from base 1 to 1245 and encodes 414 amino acids.